Molecule: messenger RNA, 198 nt
Organism: Parastagonospora nodorum SN15
Lineage: Eukaryota; Fungi; Ascomycota; Dothideomycetes; Pleosporales; Phaeosphaeriaceae
Exons: 2
Coding region: 1-198 (65 amino acids)
Source: RefSeq, a predicted model, not a curated record
AUGAACCCCUGCCACCUCACCCUCGCCCUCCUCCUCUUCAUCCUCGCCCCCACCCACGCAAUGCGCAACAUCAUCAAUCCCAAGAAAUCCCACGCCGGCGAAAAGUGCCGCAAACACGACAUGUCGGAUUGUUCGUGGUACAGGGAACAUCGUCCGCAGGUAUGGGAAGUUUGGAGUAGAGAUCAGAUGGGUGAAUAG